Molecule: messenger RNA, 489 nt
Organism: Paramuricea clavata
Lineage: Eukaryota; Metazoa; Cnidaria; Anthozoa; Malacalcyonacea; Plexauridae
Source: the annotation of a GenBank genome assembly
AUGAAACAACCUGUCAGCAGUACGUCGCCACAUUAUGAACCAGGCUCGUUCAACUUUACAUCUCGACUAGAGCUCGAAGCCAAAUCUAACCUGCUUCGCUCAAGAAGUGAUACAUGUCUUGGAAAAUGUCGAAGUCAGACCGACAGCCUUCCUAGAAUCCACACUAUCAUUAAUCCAUGGACCCUACCGACUAUUGACUUUACUCUUCACGGCUAUAAACCCAAGUACGAGCCCAAGUACUCACUGUUGGAAGCAAAGACGAGUCUACAUCCUAAUAAAAAGCGAAGAAACAAGGAAUUUGUAAAGAUACCCAUACCAAAAGUGUUAGAAAAACCUGUUGGUAAAGAAACCCCAUUCGUAACGUCAUUUCGUUCACCGAGUGCGAAAACUGCAAGGAUAAUGGGGGUGAAAGAAGGCGUGCAUCCCGCAGGACCCUACAAACCAUUGGGUCCUCAUGCAUUCAGAGGGGAUAAUUUUCGACCGGUGAGU